UAUUGUUUAAUGGUCUGUCAUCACAGCUGUUCAACAUUAUCCACAAUCUGAUAAAGCUCGGACGAACUUUGUUCAUUCAGAACAUGUUAGCAACGCAAACGAAACGGAACGCAUAUUGUUUUUAAAAAUGGCGGCGGCACUUGUUAGUUCGUCUCGUCAGGUGGGGAGGCUAACAAAGGCUGCAAGCAGGUUGUAUUCGGAUGCUUACCCUAAAAUAACGACUCAUUACACCAUACACCCAAGAGAUAAGGAUCCAAGAUGGAAAGACAUCAGCAUGGAACGAGUAGCGGAGGAGACAGACAUCCUUAUCAUUGGUGGAGGACCAGCGGGCAUGAGUGCUGCCAUCAGAGCUCGCCAGAUCGCAGAGGAAAAGGGAGCUGAAGUACGAGUAACUCUACUAGAGAAGGCAGCUGAAGUUGGAGGCCACAUUCUGUCCGGUGCCUGCGUGGACCCCAUAGCUCUGAACGAGCUGAUCCCCGACUGGAAGGAGAAGGGAGCACCUAUGAACACUCCAGUUACAGCAGACAAGUUUGGUCUGCUGACUGCUACUGGGAGAAUUCCUCUGCCAGCAUUUAAAGGAUUACCGAACUACAAUCACGGCAACUAUGUGGUUCGUUUGGGACAUCUUGUGCGGUGGUUGUCAGAACAAGCCGAAGCUGCUGGCGCUGAGAUCUGGCCAGGAUGCGCGGGCGCAGACCUAAUAUACCGCGACGACGGAUCCCUAAAGGGCGUCGCGACUGGCGACGUCGGCAUCGCGAAGGACGGCAGCCCUAAGGACAUGUUCGAACGAGGCAUGGAGUUCCACUCUAAAAUUACUAUCUUUACUGAAGGUUGCCACGGUCAUCUAACCAAAAUGGUAUCAAAGAAAUACAACUUGAGAGAAAAAAGCGAGCCUCAGUCAUAUGGUAUCGGACUAAAGGAGUUGUGGGAAGUAAAACCUGAGAACCACAAACCCGGUCUAGUAGAACACACAAUAGGCUGGCCUCUAGACAAGAACACGUAUGGAGGCUCGUUCAUCUACCAUCUGAAUGUAGCCGAGGGCGAAGCACCCCUAGUAGCCGCGGGCUUCGUAGUAGGCCUGGACUAUAGCAACCCUUACCUCAGUCCCUUCAGAGAGUUCCAGAAGUUCAAGACUCAUCCGUAUGUUAGGCCUAUGUUUGAAGGUGGUUCCCGCAUAGCGUACGGCGCCCGGGCGCUGGUGGAGGGCGGCUGGCAGUGCCUGCCGCGGCCGGUGUUCCCGGGCGGCGUGCUGGCGGGCGACACGGCCGGCUUCCUCAACGUGCCCAGGAUCAAGGGCACGCAUAAUGCUAUGAAGAGCGGUAUGUUAGCGGCGGAAGCUGCGAUGGACCUCAUUAUAUCGGGAGAGGCGACACAUGAGAAAGGAGUCGUGCCCACUCAGUACGAGGACAAACUUAAGGAAUCAUUUGUUUAUAAAGAACUUAAGCAAGUCCGCAACUGCAGGCCGUCGUUCCACACGUCGCUAGGUCUAUACGGCGGCGUCAUCUACUCCGGCUUCAGCACCUUCACCCGCGGCAUGGAACCCUGGACCUUCAGCCAUGGAGGUGCUGACCACGCUCGAUUGAAGCCAGCGAAGGAGUGUCAGCCCAUCGAGUACCCCAAGCCUGACGGCGUCAUCACCUUCGAUCUGCUGUCCUCCGUCGCACUCACUGGCACGAACCACGAGGCAGAUCAGCCAGCGCACUUAACAUUAAAAGACGACUCGGUGCCCGUCAAACAAAACUUGGGUGUCUAUGAUGGACCCGAGGCCAGGUUCUGUCCAGCAGGUGUAUACGAAUUUGUGCCCAUGGAAAGCGGUGACGGACAACGUUUGCAAAUCAACGCACAGAACUGCAUACAUUGUAAAACAUGCGACAUUAAGGACCCAUCACAAAACAUCAACUGGGUGGUCCCUGAGGGCGGCGGUGGUCCCGCCUACAACGGAAUGUAAACAUUGAAACACUGCCUACAACAGACAAAACUAUUACCCAAAUAAACCUGAUUAUUUUACUGUUAUUAGACGGUAUAAACCAAGAUAAAAUCUAUUUUAUUUAAAAUCUUUUACAAAAAAUAUAAAAUUGUCUUAAAUAAUAUUUCUAAAACCUUAUAAGUUAGCCAAAUACUAUGCUGAAAACCACAUUAAAAUCGGGACAGUUAAACGUCAGAUAAUCGCGCACAAACAUUUACACUCACAUAUAGGUCAAACUAAGUACCUCUUCUUUCAGAAGUCGGUUAAAAAGUAAUAUAAGAUUAUACAAUAAUAACAAAUUAAGAUUGGCUAAUAUGUUCACUCAAUAUUUUCUUCUUAAAAAUACGUAACUCAAAGGUUUCUAAGGAUAUACCAAAUAGAAUAUUUAAAGUUAUUUCAGUAGGUUAUAUAAAGUUAACUUUAAACUAAAGCAAGUUUCUUGGUAUAUAUUGGUCUGUAUAAAUAAUCAGGUGUAGAUAUAUUCUGUGUGAGUGUAUAGAAGGGAAGUAUAAACGUUUUUAGUAUAUUUAAGUCUGUAUUAGAUUAAUAAUCAUGUAAAAAAUCAUUUGACUAUACAAAUCCUUAUGUAUUUGUUAUAUAAUAUUAUAAUGACGAUUUUAGACACUUGUAUAAAGAUAACUGAUAAAAAACAAUGUUAACCAAAUCUAAAGAAUAUUUGUACUUUUGCUAGUGUUUAAAAGAUGCGCAAAAAAUGCAAUUGCGCAAAAUUGCGCUACAUUCGGUAAUGUCUCUCGUUGUUGCGCAACUUUUGCGCAAUUGUUAUAAAAUAUAGUGUUUAAAAACCAAAAUCAUUUCAUCGUCUAUUGUGAUUACAUAAGAAAAUCGCAUAAUUUUUGAUGUGACUCAUCCUGUAUUGAAAAUAAAACAAAGACAAUUCUGUCUUCUAACGAUAUCUUCCAAACUGCCUCAUUACGCCUAACUUGGUCAAAUGCUCGACAGUACUAUUUCAAUUAAACUAAUUGUACAAUAUAUUUAUGAAAUGUAAAUAUUUUUGUAACUGUUUUACGAAUCUGUAAAUAUAUUUAACCUUUUUUUAGACUGAAGAAAAUAGUGCUGCUAUAACGACUUUAUAAGACGACGACUAAAUAAAAAUGAUUCUUAUAAUGACUCAGAAUUUGUAAAACCUCUUAUAAAUAUUAAAAAUAUUGUUUAUUUGCCUUUUGCAACCAUUUUGUGGUUUAACCUCAGUACAAAUAUGGUGCGGUAUGAAUCUUUAUCUGCUUGAAUAAGAGUGUCUGAGCAAUUCCCAAUUAGUUUAUAAGUGUUAAUUUUACAUGGAGAAUCAAAUAAAUUAUAUUUUAAAUAUA
Molecule: messenger RNA, 3294 nt
Organism: Helicoverpa armigera (cotton bollworm)
Lineage: Eukaryota; Metazoa; Arthropoda; Insecta; Lepidoptera; Noctuidae
Gene: Etf-QO
Product: Electron transfer flavoprotein-ubiquinone oxidoreductase
Exons: 15
Coding region: 128-1948 (606 amino acids)
Biological process (GO): electron transport chain
Cellular component (GO): mitochondrial inner membrane
Molecular function (GO): electron-transferring-flavoprotein dehydrogenase activity; iron-sulfur cluster binding
Source: RefSeq, a predicted model, not a curated record